CUUUCGAGCUCGUAGCGCAUGUUACGGUUUUUGCGUUACUAGUUGUCGUGCUUCAGGAAACUUCGUUAACAAUAUAACCGGAUGCUGUACUCUUAGUUUCAUUACAGCUAUAGCAACUGCGGAAAUUAUUUGGUACUCUUUGGACUUAAUUAGUGCUUGUUUCUUAAAUUUGUUGGCUAAAACACCAAUUCUUAACCCUUUUUCACUUUAGUUUGGAUGAAAAUUUAAUCUCAAUUCACUCGUCUACAAUAACAAAACUCCUGUAUCUACUCUUCAACAUGCUGGUAAAUUUUUAGUUUCAUUCAGGGUCUCGUGUUAACCAAGUCAAACUGAAAUAAUUUCAACGAAUUCGACCUGAUAUAUCCUCAGAUGGAAGCAAAGUAUUUUGAUCUUGAUAUUCCUUUCGAAGCAAUGGACGCAUGUCUCCUUGCACGUUUGCUUGAUUGUGGUUAUAACUAUGUGGCGAUCAGUCAGUCUGUAUCGGUAGAUGAUUUUAAUUUUGAGGUGAAAUCAGAUUCCGCUAUCAGGAAAAAAAACAAAGAAGAAAGGCAAGCUAUGCGUCAGAACCUUAUCGCAAAGUUAGAACCUCCUUCUCCAGAUACUCUUCAAGCUUUUAUUGAUGAAAGUAGUGUGUUCAGAGCUUCUGUAUCAUCUCCCACAAUAGCAUGCAAACCACGAAUAUUCACACGUUUGACAAUAUACUGUAAUAAUGCUGAAAAUGCUGGAUUAUUCUUCCGCCAAUUUGAGGACAAACUUGCCGCCUUCAAUAUUGUAAGCUUCUGUCCUACUUCAAAUAGUGCUUUCGCAUAUGCAUGUGAGAAGGCUGUGAACAUUGAUCUUAUAUCUCUAGACCUUACAAAAUCAACUGAAAUCCGACUGUUGAGUAAACAGUGCAAUAUGAUGAUGUCACGAGGUAUCCACUUAGAAUUUCAACUUUCUCCUGUACUUCGUUCUUCUUCUGGGACCUACAGCGCACGUUCUGUUUUAUCACAAUACUUUAGCAGUUUACUUUGCUUAGCACGGAAGUCAUUUACAAAUAUGAUAGUCGUCAGUUCCGGGGCGUCUAGCGGAUGGGAAGUUCGUCGACCUGUGGCUGUAUCUGCAAUGCUAAGCUGUCUAGGUCUGCAACCUUCGGAAGCUACUCACUCAUGCCUUACCAAAGCGCCUUUCGCAGUAGUAACACAUGGUCUUAUACGAAGUAACACAAUGCAUGGUGCGGCUGCUUUCCUCAAACUUUUGUCUAUGCCAAAUGUGUCUAAUAUAGUAAAUAAACCUAGUGUAAAUAAACGACCUAUAGACGAAGCUAGUUGUGUGGAAGAUAAAUCAACCUGUAAAAAGGCCAAACUAACUUAAUAAUCAUUUGUUAUUCAAUUACUUGUAUAAAACGUGUAUGCCCCCUUGUAAGAUAUACCGCCAACUUUUGUUACAAAGAUAUCUUUUUCGUACCAAUCAUAUCAUUUUGUCAAAGUAAAUUAGACGAAUGUCAGUGGACA
Schistosoma turkestanicum is the source of this 1493-nucleotide messenger RNA. The record is from the annotation of a GenBank genome assembly. NCBI's taxonomy places the organism in Eukaryota, Metazoa, Platyhelminthes, Trematoda, Strigeidida, Schistosomatidae.